Messenger RNA from Pieris rapae (cabbage white), 4831 nucleotides. RefSeq lists its product as uncharacterized. NCBI's taxonomy places the organism in Eukaryota, Metazoa, Arthropoda, Insecta, Lepidoptera, Pieridae. Bases 139 to 3624 code for a protein of 1161 amino acids. The record is from RefSeq and is a predicted model, not a curated record. The transcript has 15 exons. Gene Ontology annotation, molecular function: protein binding.
CUUGCGUCUCUAUGUGCCCACUUCGCACAUUUAAAGUUUUUUUUUUAGAAAAUUUAAUUUUGUGCGAAAUGUGAACAGUGUGUGACAUGUGCUAAUUAGGACUAGUGAUUGUAUUCAUAACACAACCUCAACAAUGUAAUGGCUAAGACGGUCAGAAAAGUAAAACGUGGUAAAGCUAAAGAAACAAGCAAUGUCAUCAAAGCACCAGCUAUAGUGGUUACUUCCCCAGAUAAUACAGAAAUGACUGUUAAAGUAAUCGACUCGCAAAAACUUAACGACUCCAACGCUAUCAAUGAGAAUAAGAACAAAAUGGACUUCAACGUAAAUCAACUCAUUGCUGAACUAUCAGAGAACUCACGUGCUUCUAAAGGCGAAAUCGAGCAGAUACAACGUAGACUUCUACAGCAGGCAAAUGAGAUUCUUAAAGUCAACGCCUUCGCAAAUCAGGAGCCCCGAGUAAUAAGUGCGACGCAGAAAGGUUCUAUCUACGGAAUUCCACAUACGAACGGGCUAAGUCUGGCUCAGGGUGCUCAAUUAGUUCCCGAGAAGUUAACAAAUAAUUCUAGUGCAAUGAUAAGCACGCAAAGGGUCACAGCUGAGGCGGGAAGUUUUUUCUUCGAAACAGGUUCUGCCUCGCGCGUCGCCAGUCCGCGCGCCGCGCCCAUAAGAGGCACAGUAGAAUCUGUACCGCCGUAUAGGAUGCCGCCCGCCCCGGAAACUGCCUUACCGGGUGCGCCUGCACCGAUCCUGCCAGCCGCCAUACACACACACUCGGCCAAGUUUCCCAUAGAACGUGAAGUGAUUCUGUCGUCUGGUGAUAAAAACUCGAAGGUGCCAAUUCUACAAGAGGCCAGAAAGCGUGGAAGACUUGGUGCUGUCGCUCCUGAUACGCCACCUAAGGCUCUAUCUGCAUGGACGCAUGCUGAGAAUCAAGCCGGAACAUCGGGAGACUUCAGACAGUAUCACGAUCAGUACGGCUACACACACCAUCAAGGUCAGAACUUAAAUCGCAGCGCACAAAACUACGAUUCACCCAAACCGCCUAUACCUGCCAAAAACACACCAAACAACUCACACAUGGUCACAGUCGUAGAAACAACUAAAGACAGCACCAGAGACGCCCCGAAGAGUACAAAAUCUGUCACCAAAACGUACCACACUCUGAAAGACAUGAUCUCAAGUAAGUUUAAGGGCAAGGAAAAUACUGAAGCAGAUAAGGAUGAAAGCCUUAAUAAUAAUAAUGAAGAAAGAAGACGUGAACCGGAACCGGCUACGCCGAGGGAGGGUGUUAGGAAGGAAGGAAUAUACGGAAGACCAAUGCAAAGACCCGACUUGCAGUAUAACCAUGGGAUGACUAAUAAUAUGGUGUAUUCAAGUCCAUCGCCACAUAGACAAUUAAUGCAACAGCAAAUGGUACAACAACAAAUGAUGAACCAGCAAGCGAGGUCCCAAGAGAUGCUAAAUCAACAGGCAAGGUCACAGGAGAUGUUGAAUCAACAGGCAAGGUCACAGGAGAUGUUAAAUCAGCACGGAAGAUCACAGGAGAUGCUCGCUCACCGACCACAAGCAUUGGGCGCUGAUGCGUUAUACCAACAAUAUGGACCUCCCGGCAGAAGAAGCGCUCUGUAUCAGAGGGAUCUUGAUGUAAGAUCUAUGGCGAAUUUUACAUCCCUUAAAAGUGGACCACAGCCACAGUAUGAUAACACAAACUCACGACUCGAUUUAAGAAGUCCGCAACAGCUGGAGCGUGAGAUUGUUCAACAUCGAAGACUGAUUGACGGACGACGUUCCACUUCACACCCACAUUUACUCGACGAACCCCAAAGACCUGAACCAAAACCGCAAGUGUACGAUCGUUCUAGAAGAAAUUCACACGGAAAUCUUUUAGACGGAACGCCUAAUGAAAAUGGUCCACCUAGGAGCAACGAUGAAAGAGAAUCAGACGACGGUGGCUUCAGAAUGAAAUUAGCGGCCCAAGGCAGGUCGAGUUUUGAACGCAUUCGUACCAGUGGACGAUCGGUAGAUUCCAGACAAAUUCCAGAGGAAUACAGAAGAACGCCAGACAGCCUUAGAGAAUCUCGUCGGACACCGGAUUCUAUUAACCAGAGGCAAAAAGAAAGCACUCCCAAUCCAGUAGAUGCUGAAAGGAAUGAUGAAAGUGCUAGUCAAAAAUCCGCAGACAGUGUUUAUACAACCAACAAAGGUGAAGGAUAUAAUCCGCAGCCUUCAUCGUCCAGGCAAACACCAAGCAGAAUAGAAGACUUAAAAGCACAUGGAAAAAAAGGUACUGGUGGUUCAGCAGCUAGCUCAGAUUAUGAUAAAAAUGGAGGCCAAUCAUCGAACGUGGACUCCGGUAGAGGCAGUGUGGCCUAUUCAAGUGGUCGACGCGCUGAUGCCAGCUUGCACGACACUUCAGCAGACUCAGAUGCCGCGGGGACCAGAGAACUGAGACAGCAGCCGCAGCCUGGAACCAGCCAGCAGAACCCUCAACCCGCUGGCGAAAACGAGUGGGCUGAUCUGGUGGAGUGUGAGUUACGUCAGAUUUUGGAACCUAAAUUGUCAAAUAUGAGGCUCGAUAGCUCGGAUAGUUCAGACAGUUCAAUUACACCACCCCUGCCGCCACUGUCACCAUCUUCUGACAUGCAUAAAAGGAAUAGUUUGCCAGGACGCUCAUCAGAAUACCCAGAAGAAAGGAGGCGUCGUGAUGGAAGAGAGUCUCCUCGCUGGCAUGGACAUUCUCACUCACAUAAGAAACACUCCUCAAAACGAGACCAUCAUUAUAAAAGACACUUAUUUGGCCUAGACACAACAGACAUGACGUCCACUACUACCCGCAGCCUGGAUCUAUCCUCUCUUCUUGACGGUCGAACUGACAGUGACGCAUCGACAGGCGACGCCCGCGCAAUCCGUCGGCAACUUCGAGGCUUAGAGAACAUGUACGCUGAGGUGUUGCAACUUCUAGGGGUUAGGAAACCAGCUAGUUUAGCUAAACAGCCAACUUGGGAAGCUAGAUUAUCAUCGAAGCGUCGUUACGGAAGCAUGUCUUCUCUGCCUUCGAGCUCCGUAAGCAGCCGGCCGCAAAGAGACAAGAGACGAUCCUCCGACCAUCGGAAGAAAAAUGAUUUGAAGGGCAUAAAUAAACGUUUCCAACGGUUGGAGUCGCAUGUUGUGACUUUGGCUCGCUCAGUUGCCCACUUGUCUAGUGAAAUGCGGACACAACACCUUGUCAUGCAGGAGAUGGAUAACAUCCGAGCUGAGAUUGCUGCGCUUAGGCAUAUGUACAAAUCGCAACAAUACAUAAGAUCAGGUCACUCUCGGCACCUAGACCCAUUCUCGUUCAGCAACCCCGACCGCGUCAAGAGACUCACCAAGUUCUUCGGAGACGAGCCACCACUCAUGAGACUGUUCCUCAAGAAACUUGGUUACGAGAAAUAUGCUGCAAUGUUAGAGAAGGAGAAAGUCGGUGCCGCUGAACUACCUUAUGUAGGAGAAGAUAAGUUGAGAGCUCUGGGUGUACCUUUAGGGCCUCGAAUGAGAAUCUUGAAGGAAGCCGGUAUUCAUCACGAUUUACACUUCCCAAGAGAUGAUCCAAAUACAACUACUACCACACUUGCUAUAGUUUAAGAAAUCAAUCAAUAUCAAUUUAAAUAACUCUAAACUAAACUCUAGUAUCUUAUAUGUGCAGUGUAUUUUUUUAUUUGUACGGCACAAAAUUCUGAUUACAUUUGAUUUGUAAAUGUAUGUUGUUAUUGUAUUAUGUUAAAAAAAAACUGCAACAUUUUUUAAAAAUAAUAGUUAAAAUAUAUCAUAUUUUAAUAAACUUAAUAAAAUUGUCGUGACACAUUUUUCAUAAUAAAUUGUUUUUAUUUCGGAAUCAUAAAGACGACAGUGAUCGUUCUAAAAAACUAUAAGGCGUGAUUAAGGACCACAUAUUUGUGUUUUUUUUUAUUAUUAUUAUAGUUAGUCAAUCUUUUAAAUGUAUUAAAAUUUUGUCAGGAUGGAGGAAUUUAAAAAAAACUCAAAAAACUGUUGUAAUGUGUUUUUGCCACAGCAUUGAUACAGCCUUUUUACAAUACUGUCAUUAUUAGCAUAUUAUUAAUCGACGGAAAUUAUAUUUGCAGUGUUAAGUGACCUCAAUAUUUCACCUUUAAAAAAUAUCUUAUCAAAGUGUUCAUAGUUUAGUGUUAUUGUUUUGUUUAUAAAUUUUGCCUUUUUAAUACUCAACAAGAAAUGGGAGAAUAUAGAGGCUAGAAUUUUGAUUUUCUUAACUCGUAAUUUUAAAAAAUCUGUAAGGUGAUUCUCGAAUUUAAUGACGAAGUCUUAAUGUAUACUUAUAUAUUAUUUUCUUGAGAUUCUAUUGUUUUAAGAUAAGGCUUAUGGUGAGCUAAAACUUUUCGUGAAUAUAUUUAAAAAGGAUUUAAGGAGGAAUUGUGAAGAACUUUAAACGGGUUCUUCAAGAAAACAGCGUACCAAUUCUUACUUACGAGCCUUCUUGCAAAGUGAGUAUCCAUGAGCGGCUGUAUCACUUAACAUCAGGUGAGCCAACAGGCUGUUUGCCUCCAUAAAAGAAACUAUUUUUUUUACACAUAUUUCACUGAAACGUCGCUGCUACAUUGAUAUUUAUAUUAUAAUCGCCUUUAUAAAUUUUGGAACAUACGUUUUGGACAUGCAAAAUAUUAUGCCAAAGAAUCUUCGGCAUAAAUGUACAUAGAUGUAUAUAAUUAAUGGGAAGCAACGAAUCACAACGAAUAAAAUAAUCAUUAGUAUAAUUUAGAUUGUAAGUUUUAUAUAUUUUCUUUUGUAAAUUAGUAAAUAAAUAUUUUAUACGGUA